This is a messenger RNA of Striga hermonthica, 744 nucleotides long. The record is from the annotation of a GenBank genome assembly. NCBI's taxonomy places the organism in Eukaryota, Viridiplantae, Streptophyta, Magnoliopsida, Lamiales, Orobanchaceae.
AUGAGCCACCAUUAUUCAAACCCAAAUUCGAGCUCCGGCCAGCUGACCCGGCUCGCUGAACCCGGAAUCCUCGACGAGCACGCCUCCUAUGGCGGGGGCUCUGCCUCCACCGGGCCCCGCGCCUCGUCUCUUCCCUUACCGGCGGCUCUCCGGCCGCCUCCCGGAUCCCCGGCGGCUGGCCGGCACUCGCCAAGCUCCUCUUCUUCUGCGGCGGUUGCGGGCCGACCCGUCACUUCCGCCCGGCCCAGCCCGCACCGGNACCUCGUCGGGACGGCCCGAUUCUCCAAGACCUCCGGCCAGAGCUUCCUUCCCCGGAGGUGCCGUGGGGAUGUGCUUUUCGUGAGCGACCCGUGUGAACAUCCGGGCGGGGCUGAUGGCGGCCCGGAUCUCGGUGUAUACCGGGGAGUUUUCGGGUCGUUCGCGCAAUCGAGGACUCGGGAGUUUUUGGUCACCAGGCGAGUGGAAUUCGAGGAAGGUGUGAGGUGUCCGUAUUGUGGGGCCCGCGCGUGGAGCAUGACUGCGGCUCGGCUCAUCCCGAGACGGGCCGCGGCCAGGAGGCUCGGGACAGGACAGGACGAGCUCGAGUACUUUGUGUGCCUCAAUGGGCACCUGCACGGCGCGUGCUGGCUCGUACACCUGUCGUCCGAUGAUGAUGAUGAUGAUGAGGUGGAUGCCGACGGUGAUGACGAGGAUGGUGAUGUGGAUUUUAUUGUCUCGGAGGAUGACGAGGACGGUGGAAUGUGA